Acanthamoeba castellanii str. Neff is the source of this 2949-nucleotide messenger RNA. RefSeq names its product regulator of g protein signaling domain containing protein. The record is from RefSeq and is a predicted model, not a curated record. Bases 1 to 2949 code for a protein of 982 amino acids. The transcript is spliced from 13 exons. NCBI's taxonomy places the organism in Eukaryota, Discosea, Longamoebia, Acanthamoebidae.
AUGGCAACAACGUUCGGGAGCCUGGGCGAGCCGGCGGACAAGACGCAGAACAACGUGGCCACCGCGGCGGCUAGGCCGCGGCACCGGCGGAGUCGGAGUCGAGUCGAGGGCCGGGGCGCCACCGACGAGGUCCGGCUCAGCGCUGACGUCACUGCGACUGACGUCUCCCUCGGCGGGCGACGCGAGCGACGACCGAGCAGCUCCACCAGGGACCCGUCGACCUCCCGACAGCCGUCGAUACCGGCGCCAUGCGGAGGCCUGACCGACCGGUCGCCCACUCCGCGCGUAGCCCCGCUCGACCUGACCCGCCCACGCCCGCUGCCCAAUUGGGUCGACGAUCAUAGUGUGGGCGACGAGCCCGGUGCCGGCAAUGACGGUGCGCCCAAGAGCGGAGGCCGCAAGAGUUCGCUGCUGGACAAGAUGGCGCACCUGCUUCUGAGCCCCGGCCGGCGCCAGCGUGACGGCCAGAGCGCGACCGAGCAGACAGCGACAGCGCUCGGGGCCGGGGCUGCGGGCGGCAGCCGAUCGCAGCAGGGCAGCCGGCGGCCGAGCAACAGCAGCCUCAGCGAUAGUGGCGACAGCGCGCCGGUCGCAACCCAGCUGAGCGACAGCGCGGGGAGUAACAAGACGCGGACGCCGCGGGAGCGCGGGCGGAAGGACAGCGCCGCGGCGGCGGCUGAGGAGCGAAACCAGGCCGGCGCUGGCGCAGAGCGGAGCAGGUCGGCGUCGGCGAGCGGCGACGAUGUGGCAGACGGGGCCGUCAGCCACGGCGCGCCGCCAGGCCUGCAGCAGGCCGAGCCAGCCAAGCGAGAGGCUGGCGGCAUCGGAGGGCCAGACACUGCGCACGACCUGCCGACGGACGAGGCCGUCAUCGCACCCAAGCGACGCGCCGUCAUGGCCCUCCGCAAACGAUUCAACACCGGGCCGAGUCCAUUGGGCGAACCGGCCCUGAGGCGAACCGAGAAGUCCAAGCAGCUCAAGCAGCAGGCCGGCGCCUGGGUCUCGAACCGGGCCAGCGACCCGCUCAGCCUCGACGACUACCCCUCAACCACCAGCACCGACGGCGGGCUCGGCCCCAGCGGCCGCAGCGGCCGCAGCGCCAGCAACCCCAACGUGUCGCGGUCGGAGAUGAUGAAGGUCAAGUGGGGCGACUGCACCCGCGACAAGCUCGACCUCGAGGACCAGUCAUCGUCACCGUCGUCGCCACGGAACGGCGGCGGCGGAGUGGAGGAGCUGGACAUGGUGCGGGGCAUUGGGGUGGGCAACGCGAUAGGGAUGGGCACGGUGCUGGUGCGGGACGAGAUCCAAUCCGACGCGCGCGAGCCGACAACCGACGCGGCGGGCUCGCCGCUGCCUCGUCGCGUGCUACGCUCGUCGUCGCAGAACGCGCGGCUCCACAGCGUGCUGGACCAGCCCUCGUUCCUGCGCCAGGCCUCGCCGAUCACGCUGGAGCAGGUGUUGCGCAACACGUCGAUGCGGAGGAUCUUCCACCAUCACGUCGAGAAGACCUUCUGCGCCGAGAACAUUGAAUUCUACGUCGCCGUGCAUCGCUACAAGAAUUUGUUCCCCAAUGCCAUGCAGGAGGGUGCGAUGGACACGAUCAAACAGUCGGCCGAGCACAUCUACUCCACCUUCAUGGCCCCGGAGGCGCCCAAGCAAAUCAAUGUGGACGUCACGAUGGGGCGGAAUGUGAAGGCCAAGCUGGACAACCCCACCAAGGAGAUGUUCGACGAGUCGCAGCGGGCCAUUCAGGAGCUCGUGCACUGCUCGAUCCUGCCCAAGUUCUAUCAGUCGACCGAAUUCAGGACCACCGCCGAAUUCGAGGAGGUGAAACAAGCGCUGGCGCUGGAGAACGAGAAGCUGCAACGGAUGCUGGCGAGCCUGAGCGAGCAGCGCAAUCGCAUCGCCCUGCUCGAGCAGAAGCGGGCCAUGCUCCACCAGUACUACAACAAUUUUGAAGAAACCGCCGCCGAACUUUCCAGGAAGCGACGUGAGAAGGAGCUGCGGCUGCUGAGUGAGAUGGGUUCGGCCUACGACGCACCGGCCGUGCGGGGCCGCGAGGCCGCGGGCGGGAAGGAGGCCCAGAGCGGAGGAGCCCCGGCAGAGCAGCAGCAGGAGAAGGGCCUGCCCGCCCUGCGCCGCUGGGCGCUGUGGUCCGACCAGGCCAAGCCCUACACGUCGCCCCUCGACCACCUCCUCAGCAUCGAAGUGAUCGAAGCCAAGGAUCUGGUGGCGCGAGACAAGCGCGGGUUCAGCAACCCGUACGUGGUGGUCAAGUACGGGAAGCAGAAGUGCACCACCCGCACUGUAUUUAAGAACCUCAACCCGCGCUGGCGCGAGCACUUCCUCUUUAAUGUAAAGCAAGAGGAGGCUCAUAAGCUGUGGCUCACGGUGUGGGACUACAACGUCAUCGGCUCCGGCGAAUUUUUGGGGUGCUUGAGCUUUGCGUCGCCGAAGCUCUUCAUCAACAGCAGCGACCGCUGGUGGACCCUCGAGGCCCGCAAGGACGGUGAACUCGUCAGCGGCAAGAUUCGGCUCAUCCUCCACUUCCGCAAGCAAAUGGACCGGGACGAGGAGCUGGAGCUGGAGCUGCAGAAGGUGCGCAGCGCCAUCCGCGAGGAGAUGGCCACCCUCCAGAAGACCUCCGGGCCGGGCGGCCUCUGGGCCGGCCGACCACCGAACCAGAAGGACGACGGCGCCGGCGGGGCGGCGGCCCCGAAGGACCAGGUCGAGAAGCUCGUGCGGACUCUCAACGAGCGACGGCAGAAGCUCGAGAAGGAGGUGGUCGACCGCAACCGGGAGCGAGGAGAGUCAUCAUCGCCGCCGUCGACAUCGUCGUCAUCGUCGUCAUCACUUUCAUUGUCGUCUUCGUCUGGUCCAUCGUCAUCGUCAUCGUCGUCAUCGCUCGACAGCAGCAACGACAAGGGCCGAACCGAUUCGCUGUCUUGA